Messenger RNA from Marasmius oreades (fairy-ring Marasmius), 825 nucleotides. RefSeq lists its product as uncharacterized. Bases 1 to 825 code for a protein of 274 amino acids. The record is from RefSeq and is a predicted model, not a curated record. The transcript is spliced from 6 exons. Lineage: Eukaryota; Fungi; Basidiomycota; Agaricomycetes; Agaricales; Marasmiaceae. Gene Ontology annotation, molecular function: protein binding.
AUGAUCAACGUUAUGAACUUCUUCAGAAUCUUUUUUCUCGUUACGAGUCUCAUCGCGAACGCAUUGUGGGUCGUCGCGUUGAUCGCGCAGGGAUUGACGACAGCGAAAUUUGGACAUAGCUCAGUCGGAACUCUCUGGUUCGCCAUCGGUCUACAGCUAUUGGUCAACGUUGGCGGUCUCUGCACCCUUUUGAACCGGUCAGCAGACUUGUACAGAUCUCAAUUGUCGCACUUUGCGGUUCUCGCGGUUGUGUUUGCAGCUAUUGGGAUUGACGCGAACAUUUAUGCAGAGCAGGCGGUUCGACAACUAGUUGGUGCUUCUUGGCUGAUUCUCUUGGUGGUGGAUAUACUUUGGAUCGGUUACUUCUCUGCUGAUCCUCAGUCGCGGGUAUGGAAGGUCUUUCAUCCCGAACCAACAGUCAUUCCGGUCGCCACACACUCCAACUCUCCACCAACUUCCAUCGCUGACCUUGAUUUAUCGUCCAGAAAGUCACACUCGGCUGUAUCUCAGACUCUCAAUACGCAACAACGAGAUGGCACUGAAACCACCCAUACUGUUACCUCUCGGCCAAUCACUGAUGACAGUGGCCUAAGCUCGGAGGUUUGGUUCUCGCACAAAGCGAGAGCGUGUUAUGAUUAUUCCGCGUCAACCUCUAGUGCACCGAACGAGUUCAAUUUUCAGCAAGUCAGCUUCAAGAAGGGGGAUAUUCUUGAUGUUUCGAGGAUUGUGGACAAGAAGUGGUGGCCUGCCAGGACGCAAGACGGUAAACAAGGAAUUGCGCCCUCAAAUUAUCUCCAAAUCAUCACUGAAUCUUCUACUGAAUGA